Molecule: messenger RNA, 1485 nt
Organism: Callorhinchus milii (elephant shark)
Lineage: Eukaryota; Metazoa; Chordata; Chondrichthyes; Chimaeriformes; Callorhinchidae
Gene: ppp1r1c
Product: protein phosphatase 1, regulatory (inhibitor) subunit 1C
Exons: 7
Coding region: 324-1058 (244 amino acids)
Biological process (GO): intracellular signal transduction
Cellular component (GO): cytoplasm
Molecular function (GO): protein phosphatase inhibitor activity
Source: RefSeq, a predicted model, not a curated record
CAUUUUAAAUUAGCCUGUGAAUAAAUGUCUGGCUGCUGUGGAGGUGGGCUGGUUUACAGUUAUCUCAUUGUUUCUGAUGGUACGCACUGAGGCAAGUGUAGGAUUGUAGGAGCAAAGACCAACAUACCCCUGGAUGUUUAACGAGGGAAUUGCUCAGUACAGGCAGCUGCAGCAAAGGACCUUUAUUCGCUCACUGGGAGAUUUCCAGACUAGCUGCUUGUGCAGAGCAUUUGCAGUGUCUUUAAGGAGCGAGACUGUGGAUAACAGCAGCAGCAGCAGCUCAUAUCAGCUCUCAGGGUUGUCAGAGUCUCUUCUGCUAUAGUAUGGAGCCAAACAGUCCAAAGAAGAUUCAGUUUGCAAUGCCAUUAUUUCAAAGUCAGCUUGACCCAGAGGCAGCUGAACAGAUCAGAAGGAGAAGACCCACUCCAGCAUCGUUGGUUAUUUUAAACGAGUCGUCCCCAGAAGUAGAUGAAAAGAGGGAGAACAAUCCACAAGGAAAGAAUGCCGAGAUGUCACCUCAACAGCGAAAGAAGAGUGUAUACACACCUCCAACUAUGAAAGAACUUCAGCUGCUGGUGGAGCAGCAUCUUCAGAAGCAGGACGAACCGGAUCAGGAUUACUCUGAAAGUGACCCCAGCUGUCUAGACGAACUGAGCCCAAUGAUGACUGAGUGCUGUCACAGCAAUGGAGACCCUGCUUUCUUGGCAGACACAGACUGGGGUACUCUCAACUGCUGUGAACACAUCAGCAGCCAAACGGGCAUCAAACUGCUACUCAGUGCUGAGGACCACCCAGACACCAGCUCUAUUGGUGUUGCAGGAACUGAACAGGCAGUUCCCCUUAAAUGUAAUGAUGAUGGACCUCACCAGUCCUCAAGAGGUUCACAGCAACAACAGACAGAAACAGAUGACCAAUGCAUGAAACCUCGGAGGAAAGACACCCCCUUUCAGCACCAGCCACCACUUGUGCCAGGGGUGAAACUUCUAAGAAGCCAAAAUGAAACAUCAUUUCCUGAGGAAGAAGAGGGAGCGAACGAAAGAGAAGACUGGUCACCUUAAAGGGUCUCGGGAUCAGCUGAAAGGAGGGUUGAGUGAAUCUGAACUGAAAAACCUUUCAGUACUUAAGAUCUGAUGAAUGUUUUCCCACCUUUCAGUUUAUCACUUGAGUGGUGCUGAGUCCUUACAAAUCUACUUUCAGUACUAAGAAUCAUGUUAAGCUUCAGUCCAGGAAGCAUUUCUUUAAAGUCUCAAAGAAUCUGAGGGAUACACACGUAAUAUGAUGGUGUAGAACCAAAGACCAAACCUCUGUCUCACAAGUAAUGUUCACUUUGUAGUAUCUUUGCCAAUUAGAAAUAUUAUUAGUAUUGUAAAAUGAUUCUUCUUUAUUAUUCAACAAUUGUACUUAAACCAGUCUUUGUGUGAUGUGAAUCUUUAACCAACUGUAAAUAAAAGUUAAUCCAAAAGCUAUAAAUACAGUGAAAUAAAA